CCUUGCAGUAAUUUCGUUUCCCUGGCUCCCUUUCCGCCCCUUCAGCUGCGCGCGCGCCCACGGUACACGCUCAACGGCAUCGAGUCGCGCUACCAUACUCGAGCUUUCUUCUUUUCCAGUCUUUCGACGCCAAUUUGCGCAACACGACAUACCAUUCGAGCGAGUCGAGUCCCGGCCAAAGAAAACAAAACAGCGACGCAAUGGCGCGCUCGAAGCAGGCCACCCCUAUUCGUCGGCAGACAUCCUCCGAGUAUUUUAGCAAAGCCGACGCCCUCAAGCGGACGCCCAGCAAUGGCAAUGGCGCCAUGGCUUCUGUGACUGCGAAGGAGGCCAAUGGCAAGGUUGUUGCUACACCUGCGGCUGCGGUUGUUGAAGCAAAGGAGGCCGGCGCACUCCAAAUUCUGAUUGCCGUGGGCGGUAUCUAUGCCUCUUUUCUGACUUGGGCCUACCUCCAAGAGAAGCUCACGACGACGCCCUACGGCCUGACGUCCAAGCCCGAGGUCUUCAAGUACCCCGUCUUCCUCAACACGAUCCAGUCCCUCUUCGCCGCGACGACGGGGCUCCUCUACCUCUGGUUCUCCUCCCGCAACGCCGCCUCCCUUCCGCCCGUCUUCCCCUCGCGCGGCAUCGUCAUGCCCCUCGCCCUCGUCGCCGUCACCUCCUCCCUCGCCUCGCCCUUUGGCUACGCCUCCCUGGCGCACAUUGACUACAUCACCUUUUUGCUCGCCAAAUCCUGCAAGCUUGUGCCCGUCAUGCUCCUCCAUACGACGCUGUUCGGCAAGCGCUAUCCGCUGUACAAGUACCUCGUCGUCGCGGGCGUCACAGCGGGCGUCGCCGUCUUCACGCUGCACUCGGGCAGCAAGAAGAAGAAGUCCGUCGUCAACCCGGACGCCAACAUGCCCUGGGGCAUGCUCCUCCUGAGCAUCAACCUGCUCUUUGACGGCCUCACCAACAGCACCCAAGAUUACAUCUUUAGCACGUUCAAGGGGUACACCGGCCCGCAGAUGAUGUGCGCCAACAACCUCAUGAGCACGGCCGUCACGCUGGGCUACCUCGUGCUUAGCCCGUGGCUGGUUCAUACCGGACUCGGCGAGUACCUCGGCAUGGACGUCGCCGGCAGUGCGGGCGAGCUGACGGCCGCGUUGGGUUUUAUGGCGCGGUACCCCGCCGUGUGGUGGGAUGUCCUCGGCUUCGCGGCGUGCGGCGCCGUCGGCCAGGUCUUUAUCUUCUACACCCUCUCCACUUUCUCCUCGGUCCUUCUCGUCACCGUCACAGUCACCCGCAAAAUGGUCACCAUGGCCCUCUCCGUCUUCGCCUUUGGCCACAGUCUCACGAGCAUGCAGUGGGCCGGCGUCUCUCUCGUCUUUGGCGCCAUUGGCGCCGAGGCACAGAUCGCGACCAAGGAGAAGAGGGCCAAGGAGGCUGCGAAGCGCGCGGCGGCUGCUGGGAAGACGCAGUGAGAGAAGGAGAAAGUGGGAUAUUCCAUUUAACCCCUUUCCUUCUAGAUAAAGGAAGAUGGAAGGUCGGAGUGCAUGACUUUGUAUGGGACUUCCUUGUUUCAAGGUUUCUUGACUACAAAACAUCAGGCCUCGUUGUUUCUUCUUCCCUUUUAUCAAACCUUUUGAUUAUUCAUCCUCGUUCUUCUGACUCUCUUCUUGGUCAAACGACCUCUUCUUCUCGAGAUAUCCCAAUCACCUUUUUGAUCAUGUGGCAUCGGACGCAAGACCACUCAUUCACUUUUCUGGGGGGGGGCCAAUAGAGGAUCAACUACACCACCACCCCUUCCUCUACAACCUGUA
Molecule: messenger RNA, 1799 nt
Organism: Colletotrichum godetiae
Lineage: Eukaryota; Fungi; Ascomycota; Sordariomycetes; Glomerellales; Glomerellaceae
Product: UAA transporter
Exons: 3
Coding region: 201-1460 (419 amino acids)
Biological process (GO): UDP-galactose transmembrane transport
Cellular component (GO): Golgi membrane; endoplasmic reticulum membrane
Molecular function (GO): UDP-glucose transmembrane transporter activity; UDP-galactose transmembrane transporter activity
Source: RefSeq, a predicted model, not a curated record